CUAAGAUCUUCUCAGUUCUUGUCCUGUCCACGUGUUGCUCCCUCAUGUCAUCUCAAAGAAGAGUCAUUAAGCUAUAUUGUAGACACUCUAAAGUGGUUAAAGCCGGAACGGAAAGUAGAAUGCUUAGAGUGGCAAAGGCAGUCUUCUAUCCUUGGUGUACCAUUAGUUGUGCAAAUGCCUGUCUCGACGGAUUCACCUCGCUUUCUUCACUUUUCUGUUUUCGCCAACGUCAAAAGAGAUCAUUACUGGUCCUUCUGUAAUCGUGUAGUAGUCUCUUUUGACAAAGAGGGCUCUUCUUUUCAUUGUAAAUGUUGCCGUUCUCGCCGUUCUUGUGUUCAUAAAUCUCUUGUGAAAUGGGCGCUGUCUCAGUGGCAUCGUGAGGCUCUUGGUCUUGUUCGAAUCACUUCAAACGAAGAAGAGGAAGGUCAUAUGGAAGAUGGUAAUGCUCUUCCUGACCUUGAGAGAGAUAUCGGUGGUGAUAUGCAAGAAGUUCUUCUCCCAAAUCAAUCUGGAAAAUUCUAUCCCCCGAUUGGAGACAAUGCAGUUAAACUUGUGAGGUAUCUUUUUUCCGAGAAGAAAAUCCCAGCAAAGCUGCCACUCUCCUUGACAGUGCAAAAAGACGACUUUAUUACAAGCCUUUGCCCAGUGGAGACAUCUUGCUUGUAUUGUAACCUGCCUUUAAGUGAGCCUGUUUGUAUUACGAGGAAUGCCAAAAUUGUGACAUUAAAAGGAAUUAUUGAAGGGGUUUCUGUAUACGUAAAGUUCUGCGAUGAAUGUAAGCUUCCGUACAGAUACCAAGAGUUCAGUGAUGGUGUGCAUAAUUUUAACGAUAACUGGAUUCUAAGCUUGGGGUUAUGCGACAUGUUACGAAAACAUCUUCAGGUAUCGAUGCAAGUUCACAAUGCUGUUAGUCGGACUGUUGAAGCAAUUGAAAGCUGGUUACAGUUGCAACCAUUUCAGCUCCCACGAAGUUCAAUGUUGAAUGCGUACCUCCACUUUGAAGCUCUUACUGACCACAGUUAUUCCUUCUCUUGUGUGCUUUGCGGAUAUUUUCCUCCAUUGCUGACAUUGGACGUUGAUAAGAAAGGAGUGUUUGAACUGGCAGUAAGUGAGCUCGAAGUUGCAAGAACGGAAUCUGAAGUUGAUACUAACCCCGAAAUGGUUGAUGCUGAUGAUUUCUGGGAACGGGUUAAUGUGCUAUUUUGUACAGAGGGAUACUAA
Molecule: messenger RNA, 1221 nt
Organism: Dendronephthya gigantea
Lineage: Eukaryota; Metazoa; Cnidaria; Anthozoa; Malacalcyonacea; Nephtheidae
Exons: 5
Coding region: 175-1221 (348 amino acids)
Source: RefSeq, a predicted model, not a curated record